AUGGCAGCGAUUAUUAAGUACCCCAGUAUUAUUCGAGGGUUGAGUGGUUGGGACGACGGUCUAAGAUAUGGGAAGUAUCGUACUUGCAAAAUUGGUUUGAAUGAGACGGAAAGACCGGUAUGUGCGUUGGUAAGGAAAAAAGUCUACAAUGGUCUUAUGAGGAAAAGAUUAUGUAGUUUUAACGCUGAAGGUACAGGUGGCGCGGACCUGCAGCGCAAACUGGACCUGCUCAACGGCACGCUGGACGCAGAGAGAGCCGAGCAGGCACGCAGGCAGAUGCAGUACAUUGCUCAUUCGGGGUACUCAGAGGAUUCGGACUACACGUCUGACCUCAACUACCCAGUGGGGCAGCAUGCCAACUGCAGCGCAUCACAAUUCCGAAGCGCUGCCCACCAGAUGCACACACCUCAGAGAUCAUUGGAGGUAUCUCGUGAGAAUUCGUACGAGAGAGACGAGUACCACAUACACGGGGACACCGACCCGUUGUACUACAACAGUCAGCCGCGAACCAGGAUAGACACGUGGUCUCAGCUCCAUGCUCAAGUGAGUGUGGAGUCAGCGAUAUCAUGGCGGACCGCGGCUGACUGGCAGUCCGGGGAGGAACAGCGCCGGCCGAGUCUUGAGCGUCAGAACACCCUGUAUGAUGAUAACAUGUAUGGGUUCGAGAGCUACCCUGGCAUCACGCACACUAGGGACCAUUUAGCACAACAGCAGAGUUAUGAAGAGUACUACGACUCCACGAGCUAUCAUUACCAGACUUCGUACGUUGGGGACGACUCCAGGCAAUGGGACAGUGGAGGGCAAUACUUCUAUGAUGACGGGCAUGGCUUAACUCCAACGGAGUAUGAAAACAUCGUUAACAAGAGGAGAUCUUCUGUUGUUCAGUUGCCGCAAGUGCCGCCUAAACCGUUGGUGCCAUCAUCAAGGUACUCAGAUUACAAUGAGAUGGCACCAUACAGGCCGCGGCCGCGGAGAACUGCUGCAAGUCUUCCAGGAGAAAGAGGAGCCAAGGUUCAACAGAUGGAGACAGCAAGAGCUAAAAUGCAGGCUUAUCGUGAAUCAAUGUGCUUUAUUUCAGCUACCCCGUCAUCAACCCCUAAGCGAGGUCGUGCACUACCAGUGCCCCCUGGCAGUGAGUCGGGGUCGACACGAGGCAGUCGCGGCCGCCGCCUACCCCAGCCCCCUACGCCUAUGUCGUCAUCGAUGACGUCAUAUGGCAGCUUCUCGCGCCCCAGGCGCGCGCCUUCCGCCUCCACGCUUACGCACGUGCCUUACGUACCCGAACCUGAAAGAACUAUACCUGAUGCGAGUUAUGGUUAUGAUAGCUUCGGGUUGCAGCAAGACUUUCAAGACACUGCCACAGAACCCUACCAGGAAACUAGUUAUAAUAAUACAACAUAUGAUUCAGAUGGUAUGCAACCUUUCUUUGAUGAAACGCCACACGCUACUCCGCCUGCCGCUGCUCAAAAAACGCCUUGGACCGAAACCGAGACAAUACCAAAGUUCACGUAUCCCGUUACUAGUGAAAGCGAUUCGUUGUUACCGAAAACAGUGCCAUCAACAGUUUCUUCUUAUUUACCUCAACCACCAGUAACGAGUCAACAAGAUACCUACCAAACCCAAAGUUAUCAGUACGAAAAUCAACAAUACGAUUCACAAUACGAAGGUCUACAGUAUCAGUACGAACAGCAAGACCAACAGUAUACAAAACAAAAUCAGUACGAAGACAAACAGCAAUACCAGCAGGACUACCAGUACGAUUCACAAUUUGAAUCGCAUUACCAAGAGGAAGAAAAACAACCAGUUUCCCAUCAGCUGUACACACAACAAUUUGAACAAGAUCAGCAAUACUACCAAGAUCAACAGUAUUUACAACAUUCUGAACAACAAGCCAAUCAACUACCCUAUCAACAGCAGCAGCAACAACAACAGCAGCAGCAGCAACAACAGCAGCAGCAACAACAACAACUACAGUUGCAGCAGAAAAAGACCCAGCAGCAACAACAGUUGCAACAGCAACAACAGCAGCAGCAACAACAAGCUAAACAACCAGCACAACAACUGCAAACGACUGUUUUAACUGGUGCUGCAACAUUGGGCUCAUUUAUGGCGGGUAGUGCUAAGAAAUUGGGAAGCCUUUUUGGAGCAGCUGCAGCAGCAGUUGCGGCUCCUGCUGUAACUCAGCCUCCUCACACUACUCCUGCAACGACAGCUCCAACAAGCCAGUUUUCUUCAUCAGUAGCUCCUGUAACCCAAAUCAGUAGUGCUGUGCCGGUAACAACAUCCGUCCUUUCCUCCUCCUCUUAUCCGUCAUCGGAUAUGUCGCCGUCAGUGCAUGGGUCUCCCGUGACUAUAUCAUCAUCAGCACCCGUUUCUUUACCGCGAACUCCGUCUCUCAGAAGACAGGAGUCCAUACAAAGACCUUCGGUGCGUCGAAUUCGGACGUUACCAGACGCACCCGAAGACUUAGCCCAGUCGAGUUUCGAAGAAAGUGCCUACGAGGACGAGUAUCAUAAGACUGAAUACGAUCAAUCAAUAGACCGCGAUAGGACUUCUUUGGACAGGUAUCGUGAUGAUGACUACGCUCAUGAUACCAUCCUCGAAGAAGUCCCUGAGGAGAGGCGUUUGUCGGAUGUACCGCCAAGCCCUAUCUUGCAAAAGCAAGCGUCUCCGACGAGGACUGUGGCUCAAAUAAGGAAACCGUCAGUUGACAGCUAUCACAGUCAAACGCCGUCGAUUGUUGAUCGUAGAACCUCGCAAAGUUCUUUUCACCCUGAAGAGAAGCUUGCUGUCCCUACUACACAAGAAGAAUCACUCACGGACAAAUCUAAAGUCACGUUCCAAGACGAGCGCACGACCUAUCACGAGGUACCUGAAGAGACUGACGGCUUCCAAGAAGCUGAACCUUAUGACGACCAUGUUGAGGAAUACAAUGAUGACCAUGUGUCAUAUACUGACAAAAAUGAAUCGUUUAGGGAAGAAAGAGACAAAUUUGAUGACCAGGAGCAAUUCCAAGAGGCUGAUGAGCCGUAUCAAGAGGAAGACAGUGUGUUCCGAGAGGAGCAGGAGAGACCAGAGGAACAGCCUGAACAGCCAAAGUUGACUCCUCGGCAACGAUGGCAUCGAGCUUACAAUAAGAUUGUUAUGCAGCUAAACGAUUUUUAUAAUUAUUUUUGUAACAUUUUUUUACCAUCAUGGAGAAUUAACGCUCGCUCUCGAUUGAUAAGGACCAGUCCGUUAACAGACUUUGUUGCGUACGCACCCCUUCAUAAAAAUCAGAAGAAAUUGGAAAGUGUGGUUCAGGGUACAAUAACAUUGCGCAAGAGAUGGCGGCGGAAAUUCACGAGGACGCGAUAG
Spodoptera exigua (beet armyworm) is the source of this 3357-nucleotide messenger RNA. The record is from the annotation of a GenBank genome assembly. Lineage: Eukaryota; Metazoa; Arthropoda; Insecta; Lepidoptera; Noctuidae.